AUGGAGAUGGACAUCCCAUCUUCGUUGACCUUUCAUCACUUCUUUGAAUUUUUACCCUAUAUUAUUUUCCUUCCCUCGAAAAGAAGCACAUACGACCAUAGGGUGUGGAAAACAGGGCUUCCCGUCCGCUCAGCCCUAAAAUAUAUUCCCCGAACGGAAUAUCCCGAAAGCACUCUAGGAGCGUCUCAUAAGAAGGAAAAAAAGGGCAAUACUAUAUACUACCCUAAGCUAGCGCCUACUACGCUAGAAAAAUAUAACCGUAUAAGGAUUUCCCGUAACGAGUCUAUAUACCCGAAUUUUCCUAACCUACCUAUUCCGACUCCUGAACUUUUGAAACUUUUCGUAGAGUUUUAUAUUAAAUCGACCGAACUUAUAGUAGACUAUAAGCUCUGUAUAAAGCCUAGAGAGCGGUUCCUAGUUAAUAGAAAGGAUAUAGCUUACCUACUUCGACACCUAUUUGUGGAUAACUAUCACAAUUAUAUAUAUAAGAGAGUAAUCGUCUAUAGGGUAGCGGAUAGUGCCUUUAAAGGGCUUACUACUAUAACCGAGGUUCUUACCGUAAAGCUACCUAACGGAAGAGAGUUAUAG
Messenger RNA from Penicillium coprophilum, 588 nucleotides. RefSeq lists its product as uncharacterized. The coding region runs from base 1 to 588 and encodes 195 amino acids. The record is from RefSeq and is a predicted model, not a curated record. Lineage: Eukaryota; Fungi; Ascomycota; Eurotiomycetes; Eurotiales; Aspergillaceae. The transcript has 7 exons.